This is a messenger RNA of Cryptotermes secundus, 2798 nucleotides long. RefSeq lists its product as uncharacterized. Lineage: Eukaryota; Metazoa; Arthropoda; Insecta; Blattodea; Kalotermitidae. The record is from RefSeq and is a predicted model, not a curated record. The transcript is spliced from 2 exons. The coding region runs from base 452 to 970 and encodes 172 amino acids.
UAUAAUAAUAGUUUUUUCACGGUUCUUCUUUGUCUUGUACGAAGCCUUUUUAGCAAUUAUGAAUGGCCCCUGAAUUAGUGUUAAUGUAACUGGUUUGGUUUCCUUGACUCUCACAUGCGCACAGAGUUCUGCCACAAGACUGUACGGUGAAGUUGAAAUCACUGGCUUUGGGUUGCAUUCACGAGUCUCUUAAACCUCUUUGUUUCUGGGACAAAACCGUGUACUGGGAAUCCCUCCCGGGAUCAGCAACUGAUAGCAUCAUCUUUAAUUGUUACUUGGCUAUGUUUUAAAAUGUUUUCGGAUUUUUGUACAGUUUUAAGUGUCUGAUAUUUCUUAUAAAACCAGGUUUCAGGUGGGUGACGCCCAUUCACGUUCCCUCCUGUGUGCUGGGUAGUAACUUGCCGUUUCAGAAUCUCCGUGUUUUCGUUUUUGUUAACACUUAAAUGAACCGAUGUGCAAAUCGAAUGUUUUAUUUCGUUGUUAUCCAGUACUUGUUGAUAAUGCGUUAAGUUGGACGUCGAGGUGUCAAAAUGUGGUGCUCCUGCUUAAGGACUCUUGUACUUCCCUUUGCAGCACGGGUCGGAGUUCCUCUGCGGGUGACAAUGAGAAAGGGACGGCUGCAGGGCCCAGCUCCGCCAUGGACUCCAGCUCAGAGUCCGUGGAUGGCGACCAGAAGCCCCCCUCGGGACUGGAGCACCCCGCCACACAGGCCAUGCUCGCCCAGGACCCAGUUCCUCAUCACGGUACAGAACUGUUCAGCAACGAGUUGAAACCCAGUGUUGCCAGUCUUCAAGCUACUGUGAUGUCUAACGCGACGCUGGCUGCUGCGGCGGCGUACCAAUCGCAGCUCGGCUUGGCCACCGCAAGAGCUGGCGUCGGGCCAGUGGCAGAGCAGCAAGCAAGUAGUUCUCUUUCUCAUCACCAUCACCAUGGAGACGCAGCGCUGCUCCACGACUAUCACUCCUUGUGACAGUGGGUUGCUGGCUACGGUUAUAGCCAGUGAGAAUGUUAACGCCUCUUCGUGUCAUUGUAAGGGACAUUGCAUAGUGGAAACGUUUUUACAAUGAGCUGACCUCAGUUUCUGUUCCAUCGCUAGUAACUUACAUGAUCUAUAUAGUAAAUACUUUUUUCUUUGUUCGUUUGUGUUUGUAAUGACUGUUAGCAGACUCAAAUUCGCGAUGUGGAAGGGUGAAUUAGAAAAAAAGAACACACAACAAGGAAAUUCUCUCCAGUUACUUGGAACCACUUUUCCUUUAGCAACUUUGUCACCUGCGUUGCCCAUCCUAGCCGUGUUGGUGGCAACUGGACUGCCUUCGGAUUUCAGUGAGGUCCGGAGGUUGGGGAGGCCACGUCCGUUGGGAAGUGAAUUGCAAAGAAGAACGGCCCCAUAACUCUGCAUAUAUAUUCAGUGAUUAUUUGAAAUUGCCGACGAAUGUCCUUUAUGAAGUCCUUUGUGACCAAAGAAAUAGCUUCACAGUUUUAAUCUGUUCAUGGCACAAAUCCUGUAUGGUGUGAUGUCCACGUGCAACAUUUAUGAGCCAUAUUGCCACCUGACUAGUGUGCACCAUACAUUGAACUACUUACACAUAUAUCGCCGUACUUGUCAGUCCUCGCUAUAACCACUGGUUAACGUUGUUGAGGGGAGAGAGUUCGUAAAGCGAAAUUACGUAAUACAGAUCUCUCUCUUAUAGGCACAUUCGUUACGUUCCUGAGCGACCAAAAAUGACUAAAAAUUAAUGAUCACCUGUUUCAGUGCCUAAAAUCAAAACACGCAAACGUCGAAAACAUAAUGACAAUGAUGAAAUCCUGUUACGUUUUAAGGAAAUACCAUUAAAAUGUUGGCGAAUUUACAUCGUUUAAUCCGUCACUAAUAUGUUACAACCCCCCCCCUCCAAAUAAGAGGAAGUCUGGAAGUCUUGUACAACACGCACAUCAGAGAAGAGCAUAAGGCGAGCCGACUGGGCUACGUUGCGUUCGUUUUCGUUCGCUCAUAUUGGUUUUUGUCCCGUUCUGAAUAUAAGCCGAGCGUAUGCACUUCGUUAAAGAAGUUCGUAUAUACGAAAAUUCAUAAAGCAAGUGGUAUAUCCCGUGUUGGAAGUCCGCUGUACAAACGUUAGUUACCAUUUGUGAAGCUCUGUACGACAAUAGCCCGUGACCAUAGUGGAAUGUGUCGAAGAUAAAAGAAAACAGUUGCAGUCGUAAAUACUUAAGAAUGGGCGUCGUCAAAGUAUUGAAAUUCUACACAUAAAUGGAGUUUUCGGCAAAUUAAAAUAUUUCCAUGUCGAAAAUAUAAAAUUAAUUGCUGGCUUAAUCCUCUGUGUUGCUGAGCUCAGUGUUAACGUGAGCCCGUAUAGAAGAUGAGACGUUUCCAUACUCAUUACAGUUUUGGUUUCGUUGUAGCUGCUUUACCGCCCCCUUUCGGCGGUUUUGUGGGCGCUUGAAUCAGUACACAGUAUGUAUAUGCACAACCUUACAAUACAGUGUUUGUUCAAAACAGCAUUAAAUGAAAUAAAUACGAAUAUGCAGUAAGUUAAGUGCGUUGUGCUUACCAUCUCUUCCGCCCCCUUGUGGACGCAACCUGUUACUCAUCCAGUUUUAUUUACACGUUUUUAAAGCAUCUUCUUUCAUGAACACACAAUCCACAGUAACUGCUAACAUUUUCGGUCGGUUCCUUGUUUUAUAUUUCUGUAGACGGGCAAGACACCGAAAUACCAGGAACUUGUAGCAGAUUUUUUUUAAAUUUAUUAAUUAAAGACAGGGUAACCCAGAACUUAAUUACAAUUAAAACUAGUUGGAUA